GAGCACAGUGGGGCCAACCUGCUACAGACGGAGGUGCCUGGGUCCAGUCAGGUUCUGGUUCUGGUUCCAGUCAGACGGAGGUGCCUGGGUCAAGUCAGGUUCUGGUUCAGGUUCCAGUCAGACAGAGGUGCCUGGGUCCAGUCAGGUUCUGGUUCUGGUUACAGUCAGACGGAGGUGCCUGUGUCCAGUCAGGUUCUGGUUCUGGUUCCAGUCAGACGGAGGUGCCUGUGUCCAGUCAGGUUCUGGUUCCAGUCAAACGGAGGUGCCUGGGUCCAGUCAGGUUCUGGUUCUGUUUCCAGUCAGACAGAGGUGCCUGGGUCCAGUCAGGUUCUGGUUCUGGUUCCAGUCAGACGGAGGUGGCUGUGUCCAGUCAGGUUCUGGUUCUGGUUCUGUUUCUGGUCCCAGUCUGUGGUAGAAUGGACUCUGAAGCUCCGCCCAUGCUCUCCAUGGUCUCCAUCUUGUCUCUGGUGGCUUGUGGCCUCCAGCUGGUGGCUGCUGGGCUCCUCACUCACAGGUACGGGGGUCAGAGUUCCCGCAUCGACAGAUGGAUCUUGCUGUGGCUGUUCUAUGAUGUCAUCGUCCACCUGACGCUGGAGGGUCCAUUUGUCUACAUGUCUCUGGUUGGGACGGUGGAGACGUCUGAAGGUCCUCUGGCUGAACUCUGGAAGGAGUACGGUAAAGCAGACCGUCGCUGGUUAGUUUCUGACCCCACCAUCGUCUCCUUGGAGAUCCUGACGGUCGUCCUGGGCUCCCUGCUGGCUCUACUUCUGAUACAUGCAGUACUCAAGGACAAGUACUACAGACACUUCCUGCAGAUCACUCUGUGCGUGUGCGAGCUGUACGGCGGCUGGAUGACGUUCUGUCCUGAUUGGCUGUUGGGAAGUCCUCACCUAAACACCUCCAACCCGCUCUACCUCUGGAUCUACCUGGUGUUUUUUAAUGGACUCUGGGUGCUGGUUCCGAUCCUGCUGCUGGUCCAAUCCUGGUUUGUUCUAAAGGGUCUGCAUGGAGUCAGAGGAGACAGCACCUCCUCCCACAGGAAGAAACUGUAGAGACCAGCAGGUGAUCCGCAUCAGAACCUUCAGGCUCCCAAUGUUUGAGCUGAUCAGAGAUUUCUGGCUCUGAUCGGGUCGGACUGAUGUAGUUCGGUAUCAGGAUGGACUAAUCAGACGCUUGGAUCAUCACUAAAACCUUUAUUAAACAUCAUCUCUAUAAAUAAAACCAAUGGCUCAAGGGAUCCUGUCCUGCAGAACCAGAACUCUUCCUCCUCCUCUCAGGCCCUCUUGAUCAUCUUGGCGACCGCCUUGAAGGCUUGGCCCAGACCCAGUCCCUGGGUGGCGCUGCAGGCCUGGAUCUCCCACAGCCUGUCUUUGAUGUUGGGCAGGUCCAACUUGGUGGAGACCUGAGGAGAAGAUGGAGCAUCUGUUAAUGUUCUGCAGAGGAAACACGUUGGUCCAACUGGUUAUACUGCUCCACUCUGUCCGACAGAACCUUGGAAAGCAGAAUCUGAUUAAUAAAAUCAGUCUUUGAGGACAAAAAGCAA
Messenger RNA from Cyprinodon tularosa, 1543 nucleotides. RefSeq names its product EBP like (gene ebpl). Gene Ontology annotation, molecular function: cholestenol delta-isomerase activity. Gene Ontology annotation, biological process: sterol metabolic process. The transcript is spliced from 5 exons. Lineage: Eukaryota; Metazoa; Chordata; Actinopteri; Cyprinodontiformes; Cyprinodontidae. Bases 417 to 1052 code for a protein of 211 amino acids. Gene Ontology annotation, cellular component: membrane; endoplasmic reticulum. The record is from RefSeq and is a predicted model, not a curated record.